Messenger RNA from Gossypium raimondii (Peruvian cotton), 3625 nucleotides. Its product is annotated as receptor-like protein 15. Bases 23 to 3478 code for a protein of 1151 amino acids. Gene Ontology annotation, molecular function: protein binding. The record is from RefSeq and is a predicted model, not a curated record. NCBI's taxonomy places the organism in Eukaryota, Viridiplantae, Streptophyta, Magnoliopsida, Malvales, Malvaceae. The transcript has 9 exons.
AUUUGGGUGUUGAGUUGAGAAAAUGGGAUCACUAUGGACAAGGGUGAUAGUAGUUAUAAUGAUAAGUGUUUUGGUUUUAGAAGAAGCAAAGCGGAGUAAUGGGUGUUGGGAUGAAGAACGUACAGCACUCUUGCAUCUUAAAUCUUUCUUCAAUUUGAAAAUGAUGGAAGAGGGUCCAGAUUGCUGCGAAUGGAAAUGGGGAUGGGUUGAAUGCAAUGUCACCACCAGACGAGUCACUGGAAUCUACCUAAACGUCGCAAAGAAUUACUUCAGUUAUAAACUGAAUACUUCUUAUCUCUUUAAUGCAUCUAUCUUUCUUCCCUUUGAAGAUUUGAGGACUCUUGAUCUCAGUUAUAUUGGAUUCGCUGGUUCUGUUGAGAAUCAAGGUAUUGAAAAGCUAUCCAAGUUGAGACAUCUGCAGAAUCUAAGUUUAGCAGGAAAUGAUCUUUUUACGGGUUCAAACCUUACUGAUGAAAUUAAGUUGCUUUCAAGGAUGAGUAGUUUGGAAAUUCUUGAUCUAAGUAGAACCAACAUGACCAACAAUUACUUGUCCUAUUUGGGUGGCUUUUCAUCUUUAAGAAGUUUAACUCUCCAGGGAAAUUAUUUACAAGGAACAGUUGAAAUUGAAGACUUUUAUAAUCUGAAGAAGCUGGAUUUAAGUCAAAAUGGAAUCGAGACCCUCCAGUCUUCUUACGGCAGUGGCAGGUUGAUCAAUUUACAAGAAAUUGAUUUGAGUUAUAAUCUCUUCGAUAAUAAUAUAUUGGCGGAACUUGGUGGAUGCUUAAAUUUGAAGUGUUUAAAUUUAAGGGGGAAUCGACUAAUUGGAUCAAUAGAUGUUAAAGAGUUUUGUGGUUGGAGCAAUUUGGAGAGUCUAGACGUGAGCCAAAAUUGGGUGAACCAAUUUGUGAGUUCUAAAGAAAAGAGAUGUUUCAAGAAGUUAAAAUUCCUUUAUUUAGAGGCUCUUUCAACCAACGGAAACACCACACUUGUAUCACUCCUUGAGGCGUUUCCAUCUGUUAAGACCUUGUUUUUAAGGGAUAAUUAUUUCUUAAACAACACAGAGGUUAAUCAACAGUUGCAUGUGUUGAGAAAUGUGGAGAACUUAAUCCUGGAUUUUACUCCUCUGCCCUUCAACUUCUUGCAAAGCAUUGGCAUCUUGACUUCUCUCAAAACCUUGUCUUUGUAUGGUUGUGGUUUGACCGGCACUUUACCCACUCAAGGUUGGUGCUACCUAAAGAGUCUUGAAGAACUUAGUUUGAGAAGAAAUGCUCUAGGAGGUGAAAUUACUUCAUGUUUGGGUAACUUGACAUCUCUUCGGUACUUGGACAUAGCCGGUAAUUACUUCACUGGAAUUGUUGCCGACACUCCCCUCACAAAUCUCUCAAUGCUUCAGUUUCUCUCCCUUUCAUUUAAUCAAUUUCAUGUUCCACUGUCAUUCAAGUCCUUUGCAAACCACUCGAAUCUUAAAGUCCUCUUAGCCAGAGGAAACAAGUUUGUUGCAGAACCAGCAACUUCCCAAACUUGGUCUCCAAAGUCCAAAUUUCAACUUAAGGUCUUUGAUAUGUCGUCCUGCGAAAUAGAUGAAGACGGGAAACUACAACUUCCUAACUUCCUCUAUUACCAAUAUGACUUGAGAUACAUAGAUCUUUCUUAUUGUAGUUAUGGUGGAAUAGGGUUCCCACAUUGGUUGGUAGAGAACAAUACCAGAUUAGAAGAUCUGCUCUUGAUUGAUACUUCAAUCGUCGGUCCACUUUUCUUACCAUCCCACCCUAAUCCUUACUUGAAGACAUUUGUUCUAUCCUAUAAUCACCUGCAACACGAAAUUCCCAGGAACUUUUGUUCUAUUUUCCCAAAUUUGGAGACCUUAUGGCUAAGUGAAAAUGCCCUCAAAAGUACUAUUCCUGUUUGUUUGGGAGGGAUGCAACAAUUGAUAUAUUUAGACAUGUCUGUUAAUAAUCUUUCUGGAGGAAUACCGAAAGAGUUGGCAAUGAGUAGGUCAUUGGUGUUUCUUGAUCUUUCAGUUAACACAUUGAGUGGCAAAAUAUUUCCUCCAAUUUAUUAUUUCUUUAAUUCAUUGGCAGUGGUAUUAUUGAGAGGAAACAAGUUUGAGGGAGAGAUUCCUGAUUUUUCAACCAUUAGCUCUACAAAUCUCUACAUGUUGGAUGUAGGUUUUAACAAUUUGUCAGGAAAGCUUCCAAAAUGGUUAUGGAAAAACACAAAUAUAGAGAGAUUGGAUCUGUCCAGAAACCAUUUCGAGGGGUCCAUUCCUAUGGAAUUCUGCAAUUUGGUUGAUCUUCUAUUCUUGGACCUUUCUGAAAAUCAUCUAUCUGGUACAAUUCCAUCUUGCUCCAAUCUACAGAAGAUAGGGUAUGUGCAUUUGAGAAAAAAUAAGCUAAGUGGACCACUGUCACCUGCCUUUAAUGGGAGUUCUUUGGUAACAUUAGACCUGAGUGAAAACAGCUUAACUGGAGAAAUUCCUGAUUGGGUUGGCAUGUUACCGAAUUUGAGCAUUCUUCUUCUAAAAGCUAAUCAGUUCGAUGGAGAAUUACCUGUCCACUUUUGCAGACUGUAUGCACUAAGCAUCUUGGACGUCUCUCGGAAUAAACUUUCUGGUCGUAUACCGUCAUGUUUGAGUAAUUUAACUCUUAUUCUAGGGACUAAAAGGGAUACUAGCCAUCCAUUCAAUAAUAUAAUUAUGUAUUCUGCUUUUCGCAAUGUAUUGGCAGGUAGUAGAUUCACAAUAUAUGAUCAGAUAAGCAAUAAAGGUUAUUACUAUGAUGAACUUCCAAGUUCACGUUCAUAUUUUCUUAAGUAUGGAGCAGAAUUUAUAGAGUUUCCAACAAAGUACCGAGUAUACACUUACCAAGGUAAAAUUCUUGACUUGUUCUUUGCAAUUGAUCUCUCUUGCAACCAACUCACAGGGACAAUCCCACCUGGAAUGGGGAAUUUGAGUGAAAUCCGAGGACUAAACUUGUCGCACAACAACUUAACUGGAGCCAUCCCUUCAACUUUCUCAAAACUCAAGCAGAUUGAGAGUUUGGACCUUUCUUACAACAACUUAACUGGUAGGAUCCCCUCUGAACUGACUGAGAUGACUGCUUUGGCGGUAUUUUCUGUCGCACACAACAACUUGUCAGGGCCUCUCCCCAAUAGGAAAAAUCAAUUUGGGACAUUCGAGGAGAACAGUUACAAGGGAAACCCUCUUCUUUGCGGACCUCCAUUGAACAAGAGUUGUAGUGAAGGUACUCCAAGUGCUUCAUCUAGCGAAGAAGAACAUGGUCCAGUAGACAUGGGUUAUUUCUAUAUCAGCUUUGCAGUUUCCUAUGGAAUUAUAUUCUUGGCAACUGUCGCUGUACUCUACAUAAACCCAUACUGGAGACGAGCAUGGUUUAAGUUUGUUGAAGACUGCAGCACCGCAUGUUAUUUCUUCAUCGUGGAUAGGCUUGGUCGUUUGCCCUGCUUCAGAAGAAACAUGUAGCCCUAUAUCUUCCAUGCGUGGUUCUAGACAUUUGGUUCAAACAUUGUAUAAGAUGGAAGUGUAGACUAUAUUUUGAUUUCUGUAUACUUUGCUUGGUAAAAUAAUUGUAUCUGAUUUCUGUUAUGAGAUGCAGUAUAAUUUAGAUUC